AUGUUGACCGCUAUUCAAGCUUUGCAGAGAGGUCUCCAUAAAGGAUCUAAAUUCCAGGAAGAUCUCAUAAUGACGCCAUGCAGAAAUUUAGAUGAAGUAAAAGCAAGGGCAACAAGAUUUAUAAGGCUCGAAGAAAAUGAACUUACAACUUCGAAAUUAGAUGCCUUAUCAUAUGAUCGUCCAAAUCGGAAGGCAGAAACCCCGGUGUUUAAACCAAGACACAAACCUUACUCAAGACAUGUAGAUGAUCAAGUCAAUGUCGUUGAAGAAGAUGACGGGGUCGAAUAUCCAACUUUGGCAUCAUACUGUUUCUCUGUAGGAACUCCUGGCAUUAUAAUGGCGCUUAGAGAUCUUGGAGACAAGGUGAGAUGGCCUCAGAAGAAAAAUGACGGAUACUUCAAGAAGAAAGAUCCUAGCCAGUGGUGUGCUUAUCAUGAAGACUUUGGCCAUAUCAUCGAAGAUUGCAAGAUGUUAAGAAGAGAAAUAUCCACUUUAUUAGCAAAAGGAUAUUUGACAGAACUCCUUGGAAGGAAGAAGGCCAAAGAUGUUGAAGGCUUGGACUUUUCCAAACCAAAAUCAACACAAAAUGCAGAUUCCCCACCAGCGAAUGCAAAAGUAAUUAACACCAUCUCUGGGGGAUCGGAAGUGUGCGGGACAACAUAUUCAGCAGCAAAAAGACUUGCAAAGCAAAGCAAAGCAGAUAAAGGAGAAAGAAGUGUGAAGAAAGCAUCAAUUUCGGACUCAGACAUUAUCUCCUUUGAAGAAGACUUUGAUGAUAUCAUGGAACCUAUGAUGGGCUGGAUUUUGAUAGAUAAUGGGAGCUCAGUGAAUAUCAUCAAGCUGGAGACAUUACGAAGAAUGGAUAUCUCGGAAGAAGAUAUCAAUGGAAAGGCUUCUCCAUUGAUUGGAUUCAGUGGGGAAACUAAAUAUACAGUGGGUGAAAUAAAAUUAUCAGUUUAUGUUGGAGGGAUGAAUUCGAUGCAGAAAUUCUGUGUCAUAGAUUCUCUCCCAGGAUGCAACAUAAUCUUGGGAAGACCCUGGAUACACGAAAUGAAGGCAGUACCUUCAACAUAUCAUCAAUGUGUUAAACUUCCAAUACCUUGGGGAGUAGUUACUGUCAAGGGAGAUCAGCAAGAAGCAAGAGAAUGCUACACAUCCAGCAUGAAGUCAGCUGCAAAGCCAAUUUCACAAUAG
Erigeron canadensis is the source of this 1194-nucleotide messenger RNA. RefSeq lists its product as uncharacterized. The transcript is spliced from 2 exons. NCBI's taxonomy places the organism in Eukaryota, Viridiplantae, Streptophyta, Magnoliopsida, Asterales, Asteraceae. The coding region runs from base 1 to 1194 and encodes 397 amino acids. The record is from RefSeq and is a predicted model, not a curated record.